GUUGGAUCGAGGCGAGUUCACGAGCGGUUCGGGUACGCGACGCGCGCCGUGAUGUAUUGUCACGGGAAAAUGUCAAAAUGAGAGCAUCCUCGUGAUAGCUCGCAGUGCGACGCGGUGCAAGUGCGUAGCGGUGCGCGGUGUAUCAGCUGCGACACACAGACGUAAACGGCGCCGUCGGCGACGUCCGAUGUUACGCGACGGGCAGCCACGCUGACGCAAAAAACGCUACGGCGAGAGAGUCUGCGGAUACAGCUCUGUGACAGUUCUUCUAUCUCUCUCUCUUUCCCCCUCUCGUUGAUAUCUCGUCUGGCAGUUCGAGGAAAGCGAACAAAAGAAAUGUGUGUUUCACAUGACAUCACAUACACAUCUUCUCGCUAUAGGGAAACCGGCAACAUUAGGGGACCUGCUGCAGGCAUAUUUCAGACCUGCGGUAGUUGGUGAAUGGUGUUGCAGAUAGAUUCCGUGUGGGGCUGGGCGUCACCCCCGCUGCGCCUCCAGCUAGCCGGGGGGACCAGGGGUGCCUCGGGGAGAGCGGCAGCGGGCGUGCCAUCCUCGCAGAGGAUGGGUGAGAUAGUCGUGGAGCGCGCUCCCUCCCCAGCACGCCUCAGUCAUACGUCGGAGAAGCAUCCCCGUGCGACGCUCACCGAGCUCAAUGUACUUCGCCGUCAUCGAGAACUGUGCGACGUCGUUCUCAAUGUUGGCUCCAGAAAGAUAUUCGCACACCGCGUCAUCCUUUCAGCAUGUAGUCCAUACUUCAGGGCAAUGUUUACUGGGGAGCUGGCGGAAUCUAGACAAACUGAAGUAACGAUACGCGACAUAGACGAAAUGGCUAUGGAGCUACUCAUAGACUUCUGUUAUACUUCUCACAUUAUCGUCGAAGAAGCGAAUGUUCAAACUCUCCUUCCAGCAGCGUGCCUUCUUCAAUUAGCAGAAAUUCAGGAUAUAUGUUGCGAAUUUCUCAAACGCCAAUUAGACCCAUCAAAUUGCUUAGGUAUCCGGGCGUUCGCGGAUACCCAUUCGUGUCGCGAACUUCUGCGUAUUGCCGAUAAAUUUACGCAACAUAAUUUCCAAGAGGUAAUGGAGAGCGAAGAAUUUCUGUUGCUUCCCGUCGGGCAAUUGGUAGACAUUAUUUCGUCGGAUGAAUUGAACGUACGUACGGAGGAGCAGGUUUUUAGCGCCGUGAUGAAUUGGGUGAAGUACAAUGUUACGGAGCGACGACAACAUCUCGCGCAGGUCUUGCAGCAUGUGCGACUGCCACUACUUAGUCCAAAAUUUUUAGUUGGUACCGUCGGAUCGGAUUUGCUAGUUCGUUCUGACGAUGCUUGCAGAGAUCUCGUAGAUGAGGCGAAGAAUUAUCUACUUUUACCGCAAGAGAGACCACUAAUGCAAGGACCUAGAACGAGACCCAGAAAACCUACGAGACGAGGAGAGGUGUUAUUCGCUGUUGGUGGAUGGUGUUCGGGUGACGCCAUCGCCAGCGUCGAGAGAUUUGAUCCUAAUACUGCCGAUUGGAAGAUGGUUGCGCCGAUGAGUAAACGGAGAUGUGGAGUAGGCGUAGCGGUGUUAAAUGACUUGUUAUAUGCUGUCGGCGGACACGACGGACAAAGCUACUUAAAUAGCAUCGAGCGAUACGAUCCACAAACGAACCAGUGGUCUUGCGACGUUGCUCCUACUACAUCCUGCAGGACCAGCGUGGGUGUCGCUGUACUGGAUGGUUUUCUGUACGCAGUUGGUGGCCAGGAUGGAGUGCAAUGCCUUAAUCACGUGGAAAGAUAUGAUCCUAAAGAAAACAAAUGGUCUAAAGUGUCGCCAAUGACCACUAGAAGAUUGGGAGUGGCGGUUGCAGUGCUCGGAGGUUAUUUAUAUGCCAUCGGCGGGUCUGAUGGACAGUCACCUCUUAACACAGUAGAAAGAUAUGACCCAAGACAAAACAAGUGGUCCCAAGUAUCCCCGAUGUCUACGAGACGUAAGCAUCUAGGCUGUGCUGUAUUUAAUAAUCUAAUUUAUGCUGUGGGAGGACGAGAUGAUUGCAUGGAGCUCUCCAGCGCGGAACGUUAUAAUCCCCAUACGAAUUCCUGGAGUCCUAUAGUAGCGAUGACAUCGAGAAGAAGUGGAGUGGGUCUAGCGGUAGUAAAUGGUCAAUUGUAUGCGGUAGGCGGAUUCGACGGAACUGCGUAUCUGAAAACAAUAGAAGUAUACGAUCCAGAACAGAAUCAAUGGAAGCUGUGUGGUUGUAUGAAUUACAGGAGGCUUGGCGGAGGUGUAGGAGUGAUGCGAGCUCCACAAACCGAGAAUUACAUUUGGUAGCUCAGGCCCCCCUCUUCAGCCCAGAUGGCUGAAACUCCUUUAACUCCUCUUACACCAGUAACGCCAGUUACACCUGUAACACCUCCCGCUCCUGUAUCGGUUCCUGUUAUAACUACUAGUACUAGAAAACGCUACCGCCGAUCGAUGAGCAUUAUAUAAGUAAUUUAUGCAUUUUAUAAAAGACUUUGCCUUUCUCUGGAUUUCCGCGCGAUUAUCUCGCGCAUCGAUCUUCGAUGCUUAAUUUAUUAUCAAGUUGAAAAUCUGCUAGAUCUAGCGCACAGAUCAUGUUACAAGAAAAGAGAUGCAGAUAUUCUAUCAAUUUACUACUAUUGUUUUAUAUUUUUUAUUACAUCACAUUAUUUUAUAAGAUUCUUUAUUAAUGUAUCAUUUAUAUUUUAUUGUGCAAUACACGAAUUUCAGUUGUUUUAAAUUUAAAUGUCUACAUAAAGCAUUUCUAGUAGAAAUGCUUCGUAACUAUUGUACACAAUGUUUCAAACAACGUUUUAUUAUAUGAAAAAAAGAAAGGCAAAAUAUCUUAUUCAAAAACAUGUUUUAAAGAUAUUUACAGCUUCUAUUCUUUGGUACAUGAUCGAAAUAAAAGCUGAAGUUUUCAGUAGAAUUUUAAUUUAAUUGCAAGGGGGUCAUUUUCGUACCCGCAACAAUUCAAGAUGUAAUAUAAGACGUUAUAAUUUUUCUCUUCUCUCUGUAAACGUAGUCUGCUUUAAAUAUGUAGAUAUUUCAUUUUGUUUAUAAGACUGAAUUUCAACCAGAGAAUAUUAAGAUAUUGAGUCGUGAUAAGUACAGUUUACAUUCUCUUGUAAAGAAAUAUCUAGUUACAUCACAUUUUCUAUUGAAAGUAUGCGAGUUUAUAAUCAAUUUAUUUAAGGCAUUUAUUAUAAUUAUUAUGUUGUCGACGAUUUAUGACGAAUGCCAAGAUGCACGCCCGAAAAAAAGUAAUAUGUAUAAUAUUUGAGAUUAUAAAUUAUUUAAACGUGACAUUCUCGAAAUCGUUUCUCCGCGUUGCUGCUAAAAAUGUCAUUUAACCAACAUCAUCUGUUACAUAUUUAAAUCUCUACAGAGGAGUAACCUUAUCGUACAAAAUGGUGAUAGGGAUCAUUGACCAAUAAUCUCAUAAUGUAACAUUUGUUGUGAUUAUGCAAUAAGAAUCGGCAGAAUUGAUUAAGGGCGACCAAUAAUAUUAUUAUCAAUCAUAAUAAUUGUUUGUAAUUUAUUUUAAUGAAGAUCAAAUGUACAUUACUGAGAUGAUUAUAAAAGGCAAAAAUGCUUACAAACUUGCUGUUACAUGUAUGAGAUUGUUGAAGGCAGCACAAUGCAUGUCUAGCGUAAGGACAUAUUGAUGAUGUAAUGUAAUUCUUUCUAAGCAGCUGAUUGGAAGGAUAAUUAUUCCGAUUUCCGAGUCCUACGAUGGCUCAUUAAUGCAUUUUUCAAUUAACUGUUGGACUAUAUUCUGGAUAUAGGCCAUUCACAUUUAAGUUCUAAGUGAUACUGUAGAGGAUAAAUCGCUGUUCAGUUAACCAAAUUAAACAUUACAAUGGUACAAAUUAUCGUAAUUCGUGAGCGAAGUUCAAAUAAGUGUUUAAUAUCCAUUUUUGUUUAAUUAUUUCUGAAGAAGGUGCAGCUAUAUGUUCCCGGGAGAAUGUAAUAUGAUUUCAACGAUAUUUUAUAUGCAUAGUGUUAGCAAAUUAAUUUUAACUCAUGUCAAAAGUACAUAAGAGAUCGAAUCUUGUAUUGUACCGAAUCUUAACGGCACGUUUUCCAUAAACAGGAAGCAAAGGGUGAUUACGUUGUCGAUUAGCGCGCAUAAUAAUCCUGCGUAAAGCACAAAAACGUUAAUGCAGAUAUAUAUUGUUUUCUCAUCUUAUUAAACGAGAUCAAAAACUUGUUCUGUACAACUGUUCAGUACAAAGGAAGAGUCAUAGGAUUUCUUUCCUGUUCUUUAUCAAUAAAUUAAAGAAAGUGCGCAUUAGAAAUUUGCGCGAACCAUUA
Messenger RNA from Monomorium pharaonis (pharaoh ant), 4314 nucleotides. RefSeq names its product kelch-like protein diablo (gene dbo). The transcript is spliced from 6 exons. Lineage: Eukaryota; Metazoa; Arthropoda; Insecta; Hymenoptera; Formicidae. Gene Ontology annotation, molecular function: protein binding. The record is from RefSeq and is a predicted model, not a curated record. Bases 442 to 2307 code for a protein of 621 amino acids.